UGUUUUAAAGGGUGCACCAAUAGAGUACACAUGAUGCUGUAGAGAAGGUUCAACCGGAGAAAUGACCGCUAAGACUACCCGCAGUGUUGAACAGUGUGGAUCAGUACAUUUAUGAUCAGUUGGGUGUAUGUAGCAGUGUGAUUAGGAGCAGGUUGUAGACGAUCAUGGCUCGAGUUGUGAAAACGCUGCGCACUCUUCGAAACCACUGGAAGAAGUCCACGUUUGCGGGGUGCGUCCUGUCUUACGGCGGGCACUGGCUAUACGGAAAACACUGUGACAAUGUGCUACGAAGAGAAGCCUGCGUGGAGGCCAGGGAAUUCGGCCGCCAGCUGAUUGCACCGCAGGAACAGCUGAAGAAAGCCACGGUCAUCCUCAAUCCGGCUGCCUGCAGUGGGAAAGCCAACAGUCUGUUCGAGAAGAAUGCAGCCCCCCUGCUACACCUGGCUGGCAUGGACGUGAAAGUUGUGAAGACGGACUACGAGGGUCAGGCUAAGAAGCUGAUGGAGCUGAUGGAGCAGACUGAUAUGCUGAUUGUGGCCGGGGGCGAUGGAACUCUGCAAGAGGUGGUCACAGGAUUGCUGCGUAGAACUGAUCAGGAUUCGUACAGUAGCACUCCCAUUGGCUUCAUCCCUCUGGGUUCCCAGAAUUCCUUGAGCCAGAGUCUGCAUUUCCAGACUGAAAAUAAAGUUAAACACAUCACCGGAGCGACGCUGGCAAUCCUUAAGGGGAAAACGGUGCCGCUGGAUGUGCUGCAGGUCAAGGGGGAGAAGGAGCAGCCGGUGUUUGCCCUGAUAGGACUGCGCUGGGGGGCUUUCAGAGAUGUGGCCUCCUCCAUCAGCAAAUAUUGGUAUCUGGGCCCGUUGAAGACUAUGGCAGCGCACUGGUUCAGCACAUUAAAGAGCUGGCCGCAGACCCACCAGGCGUCUCUGUCCUACCUGGCGCCCACGCCCCGCCCCCCAGAGGAGUCCACGACGAAGCCCCCGCGCCCCUCCCUCAUCUACCGCAUCGUCCGCCGACUGAAGAACUACUGGAACCCCCCUGUAGAGGAGCCCCCUAAGGAAGAAGAGCCAGAACACUGGGAGGAGCUACAGAUCUCCACAGUGGAGCUGUCAAUCAAGACCAACAACAGAAACCCAGUCAUGAAUCGCACAGAUGACUCCAUGCAAGUGUGUGUGGAGCCAGAGACCAUGACUGUGGGGGAGUUCAUCACAAUUGGUGGAGAGAAAGCCCGGGAUCCAAUGCUGUGCAGCAAGAGCGGGCGUAACCUGGAGGCCAGCGCCUGUAUGCUCACCCUGCCCCAGGAGGGCGCCGGUUUCUACAACAUCGACAGCGAGGAGUACGAGGCCAUGCCGGUGGAGGUGAGGCUGUUGCCGCGGAAACUGCGGUUCUUCUGCAGCGAGGAACGCAGGCAGCAGCUGCUCUCGGAGGCGCACUGAGGGACCGACGGGCUGGAGAGAAAAGAAGAGAAGGAUGGAGAGAUAGAGGGAUAGCAGAGACAAAUGUUGGCACGAUGGGACACUGUGAUCAUGGGCAGGACUCACUGCUGUGUGCAAGGACCACAAGACCCAACCUCGCUCUGCUCUGUGUCCCCAUUCAUUGGAGACUCAACUCAGAAACUCUAAUAAAGGAUUAAACGUCAGUGCUGCAGUGGCAGCCAAGCUCUGUUCUCUCCACAGCUACACGUUGCUUCUCUGCACUGUCCGCGGCUGUCAACGUAAAAGGUUGGAAUUGUAUGCUGGGUCUGAAGUAACUGAGAAGGUUUUGUCAUGUUUAAAAAAAGAAAAGAAAUUGUGUUAACCAGAUAUUAAAAUGCAUUAGUUCUU
Molecule: messenger RNA, 1823 nt
Organism: Anguilla rostrata (American eel)
Lineage: Eukaryota; Metazoa; Chordata; Actinopteri; Anguilliformes; Anguillidae
Gene: agk
Product: acylglycerol kinase
Exons: 15
Coding region: 165-1436 (423 amino acids)
Biological process (GO): phosphorylation; sphingosine biosynthetic process; ceramide biosynthetic process
Cellular component (GO): membrane; mitochondrion; cytoplasm
Molecular function (GO): acylglycerol kinase activity; ATP-dependent diacylglycerol kinase activity; ceramide kinase activity
Source: RefSeq, a predicted model, not a curated record